Molecule: messenger RNA, 1045 nt
Organism: Aegilops tauschii subsp. strangulata
Lineage: Eukaryota; Viridiplantae; Streptophyta; Magnoliopsida; Poales; Poaceae
Source: RefSeq, a predicted model, not a curated record
UCUUCUUUUCCUUAUCCAUUCGAUGCUCAUCCCCAUUCCUAUCCAGCCGGCCGCGUCUUCCUCCGUAGCCACGAAGCGCGUUCGUGGCCAUGGCCGCCGGCAGCUUGAUGCGCCUUGUUCGAAUCGUGUGUGGAUCGCCGACGCCGGAUGCAUCCCUCUCCAUGGCCGUCCGCAGCCAGGGGCGCGCUCGUCGCGUUGCCUUGUCCGCCUCCGGCAGCAGCUGGAUGUGCGCCAUCUCCAUGGCCGCCACAGCCAAGGUGUGCCGGUCGCCAUGGCCAAGCUACAACCGACCACGGCGACGGCGAGUUUGUGCUGGAACCAAGGGGGUUUGCUGGAACCAGCUGGUGUAUGUGCUACAAGGUCAGUGCCUCACCGGAGGAAGCUACAUCCAGCGGCGAGGAGUGUUGCAUCCAACGCCGUUCGAUGUCGGGGAGCUGCAACCGUGCACGCCGGAGCUGCAACCGACUACUGGGGGAGCUGCAAGAGGGGUGGCGGCUUUUUGUCCAUGCUUUUUUUUUUGCCGAACCAAUUUUUUGUUUUUGCUGGAACCCAUGUAUUUUUUUGCUGGAACCGAAAUGAUUUUUUGCUUCAUCGGUGUAGAGCUCUCAAAUGCUCAUCUUGUUUUUGAUGGAACCUAAAUUUGUUUUUGCUGGAACCGUUUUUUGAUUUUGCUUCAACAGACCACCGGACUUUGACCCGCUGUGAAGUUUUUUUGCUCGAAGAAAUUUGCUGCUUCCAGAUUUUUGUUGCUUGACACUGACCCGCAGCGAGCCGGAGACGCAGAGAUGCUGCAACCAGCCACCUGAGUGCUACCAUGGGCAUCACCGGAAGCUAGAUCAAACAAAUUGUUUUGCUACCACUAACUCUUUUUUACUGGAAACAGCUCCAAAAUUUUUGCUUCCACCAUGCUCUGUUUUUUGCUGGAUCCAGUUUCUUUUUUUGCUUCCACCAUGACGGCGACCACCGGCAGCGACGACGGCGACCGAAGGCCGGCAGCGACCGGUGGGGAGGGCAGCGACAGGCGAGCGCGCAAGCGGUGCUUCGA